UCAUAGAUGGGGGGAAGAUUGAUCUCCAUAAGCUUCUAGAUGCAGUAAAAGCAAUAAAGGAAGAGUUUAUUGAUAUGGGUGAUUUAGAAGAUGUUUUGGAAAACACUGACCUAGAACUUACAGAUAAGCAGUGGAAGCUGGUGGAAAAGUUGCAACCUGAUGCUACUAGAAAACCCUAUCAGAAGAGGUUUCUGGAGGAUAUGAAGACACUUAGAGAAGGGAAAAUCAAGGCUGGAAAAGUGGACACGUUUCUGAAGAACAAGGGGAUAAACAUCUCAGAAAAAGAGCUUAAAGACCUAACACAAAGCCUGCCCAUGACUGCUGAUGGGAAAGUUGAUAUAAAAACUUUGAUGAAUGAAGCAAAAGUUUUCACAGGUGAAAAGGUUGAUGUCAAUAAUCUGGAAAAUCUGCUGAGAAACGUGGGAAUUGAGCUUAAUGAUCCAGAGUACAUGAAGCUAGUGAAAACACUUCCAGUGGAUGAUAAUGGGAUGGUGCAUUGGGCUAGAGUACUGAAGGGUGUGAAGUCCCUCAAAGGAGGAAAAGUUGAUGUCAAAAGCCUGAACUCUUUCCUGGAAAGCAUGGGUAUUGCACUUGAUAAAAAGGAAGUGAAACAGCUAAGGGAAACCCUGCCUGUUGAUGCUAAUGGAAAAGUUGACCUAAUUAAGGUGAUGGAUGGAGCAAAAACCUUUACAGGAGAAAAAAUUGGUAUUGAUGAUGUAAAAACUGUUCUGGAAAACAUGGGGAUAGAGUACAAAGAUCAAGAAUUUUCUAAACUGAUGGAAACUCUGCAAUUUGAUGAUGACGGAAAGAUCUUUCAAAACAGGCUACUGGACAAAGUGAAGUCCCUGAAAAGUGGGAAGGUCAGCAUCAGCAAUCUGAAAACUCUGAUGGACAACUUGGGGAUCAGGCUCAAGGAAAACGAAUUUAAGGAUCUGGUAAAAAGUCUCCCUGCCGGUGUUCUUAGGAAGGUUUCUUUAGAUACACUGAUGAAAAAGUUGAAAGCUUUUACAGGAGACAAGGUUGACUCCAGUGACCUGAGAAACGUCUUAAAGAACCUGGGUGUUGAACUCACAGAGAAGGAACAAGAAAGGUUGCUGAAGACACUGCCAGCUGAUGAUGCUGGGAAGGUAUAUUACAAUAGGCUGAUUAAAGCUGUGAAAUCCUUCAAUGAGGGAAAGGUUUAUGUAAAUAACCUGGACAGUCUCCUAAAAAGACUGGGAAUCAAACUCAAUGAAGAUGAAUUUGCAAAACUGUUAGAAGAUCUACCAGUGGAUGCUAAUGGGAAGGCUGAUCUGAAAAAAGUGAUGAAUAAAGUUAAAGCUAUUACAGGAGGAGAAGUGGAUAGCAAAAAUGUGAAAACUGUUCUAUCAAAAAUGGGAAUAGAUCUUUCAAACAAUGAAUUCUCAAAACUGAUGGAAAAUCUGCCUUUUGAUGAUGAUAACAAGGUCUUUAAGAACAGGUUACUAGAAGUCGUGAAGUCUCUCAAAGGUGGUAAAGUCGAUGUCAACAACCUGGAUACAGUUCUGAGCAACAUGGGAGUCGAACUUUCAAAUAUGGAGCUUAGAGAUCUGAGUCAAAGCAUACAUGUUGGUGUGGAUGAGAAAAUUCCUCUACAAACACUGCUGAAAAAACUGAAUGACUUUAAAGGUGAGCAGAUUGGGCCUCAUGAUGUACAAAGUGUCCUGGCAAACCUUGACAUUGAACUCACAGACAAGGAACUGGAGGACCUGAUGAAAACACUGCCCCUCAGCAGUGAUCCAGUGGGAGCUUCUGAAUAA
Mesocricetus auratus (golden hamster) is the source of this 1778-nucleotide messenger RNA. Its product is annotated as EF-hand calcium-binding domain-containing protein 13-like. The transcript is spliced from 23 exons. The coding region runs from base 75 to 1778 and encodes 567 amino acids. NCBI's taxonomy places the organism in Eukaryota, Metazoa, Chordata, Mammalia, Rodentia, Cricetidae. The record is from RefSeq and is a predicted model, not a curated record.